CACUGUCUCUUUGGUGUUAUUAGUGAUAGAGUUAUUUACACCAGCACUUUUCAUGGCGUCGUAUACAGUCAUGAUUGUUCCUCUGCGGAGCAACAUCAACAGUCUGGACGCCCUGAGAUUCUUCCUCUGGGUGAAGAAACUGCAGGAACUGGAGAGGGAGAAGGACAUCUUGUGGAUGAGUCUGCAGACGCUGGAGCAGGCACGGCACUGGAUUCGCUCCAGACUGGAGGGAAACGCCAAGUCUGGAAAGAUGGAGGAGGUGAUAGGAGUCAGUAUGAAUACCGUUAUGCGCCUUUGUUGCCAUACUGAGCAUUAGACAUGUACCAGUUUAAUAAUUGCCUAUUCUUUUAUUAUAGUUUGCAGUACUAAAGUGUUGUAUUUUUAAACAUUUAUUAUUGGUUAAUGCUUACAUUCAGUAAUUCACAUACAUAUGGGUGACAAAUUAAAGGAAAACCCAACAUUUAUGUGGGUUAGUAAGGCAUUUGGCCUCCUCAGGCUUCAGUGCACCAUGAUAUAGAAGCUACAGUCUCAGUCAGGAGCUGCGCUGGAGAGAUGAACACCGUUCUUCCGAAAGAUUUUCCCUCAGUUAGUGUUUUGAUGAUGGUGAUAGAGAGAGCUGUCUAACACGUCGUGCUAAAAUCUCCCACAGGUGUUCAUUUGGAUUGAGAUCUGGUGAAUGUGAAGGCCAUAGCAUACGAUUUACAUAAUUUUCGUCGUCAUCAAACAAUUUAGUUAGCCCUCGUGCCCUGGGGAUGGGGGUGGAGUCAUCCUGGAUGAGACCACGCCCACCAGGAUAGAAAUGUUUUAUCAUAGGAUAAAGGUGAUCAGUCUGAAGAACAUAGCAUUGAUUUACAGUGACACCUCACUGUAAGGGGAUAAAUGGACCCAAACCAUGGCAGUAAAAUAAGUAAAUGCCCCCCACAGCAUAACAGAGACACAAGUUUUUCCUUUAAUAUGUCACACGCAUGUAUUACGGCUCUCUGUAUUGAUUGCUCUGUUUAGCUGAAUAAGUCAAAUGAAAAUCAUGUCUUUAUUCUCUUACAUGCUUCUUCACUGGUUUCAGGACAUUAGGACACUGAAAAGGACACAUUUAACAGGUCGCUGACUUCAUGCCACAAUAACAAACCCUUUUUUUAAAAAAUUUGAGCAACUAUCUGACCAAUCUAAUGCUUUCUGGUCCAUUUAGCUUUUGUAGUUCUGCUCAUUUUCACUGCAAAAGAAUUACAAAUCAUUUACUAACUGGAUUAAUAGCUGGGCAGAAUGGGUUUAAUCUAUUUUACACAUGAAAUAACUGAAAAAAAAAGAAUUUAAUGAAAAAAAUCUCAUUUAUAAUAGUUUUAUAAUAUAUUGUUGUGAAGUUUACCAGAUGGAUUAUUUAUGUUAUUUUGUUUUACAUAUUUUGUAAAGUGAAGUGUUAGAAAAGUGCUGUAUAUAUAAAUAAAUGGAUGGAUGGAAAUACUGUGCAUGGAUGGAACACAGAGAAACCCACACAGACACAAACUCCACACAGGAAGUAACCCGAGCUCAGGAUCUCCCCGGAACCCUGGACCUGUGAGGCGGCCACGCUUCCCCUAAAAUAAAAGUUGACAAAUGUUAAGAACAUUUCAGCAUUUUGGAGAUUUCUCUUUCUUACUACUGGGAUGUAUAAACCUUUGAGUUUUGUUUCAGGAUUAGCCAGGACUGAGUUGUAUUUGAGCUGUUAGUGAUACCAGGAUCUCAUUGUUUCACAGACAUUACAUUAAAUGUAACUAUAAACAGAUAAAAAAUAUGAUGCCAUUCCUUAAUGAAUAGAAACUAGUAAAAGUUGGAAAAUUGCUGUGGUAAUAGAGGAAUAAAAUACUUCCUGGAUUGUGUUGUAUUUGAGUUGUAAGUUAUUGCAGGAUCUAACUUGUUCUGAAGAUGUUACAAUAAAUGUAGUUGUAAAUGGAUAAAAAAAAAAUGCAGUUCUUUAAUAAAUAGAAAAUUGUAGUAGUUGGAAAAUUGCUGUGGUAUAAGAGGAAUAAUUCACUGCAGGACAUGCUGUUAUUGGGAAUUAAUCAGCUUUGGGGUGAUAAUAGUAACUCUGCUUCAUCAUACCUUUCCAUCAUUGAUUAUUUUCCUUUAACAGCACAACACCGAGUGAUUUAUUCCUUACACAUAUUUGAUUUUUAUACUAUAAAAAUGUUACAUGUUAGAGUGAGUUGAAUAAUUAACAAUGACACAAUUUGUU
This is a messenger RNA of Pangasianodon hypophthalmus (striped catfish), 2209 nucleotides long. RefSeq names its product suppressor APC domain-containing protein 1. NCBI's taxonomy places the organism in Eukaryota, Metazoa, Chordata, Actinopteri, Siluriformes, Pangasiidae. The record is from RefSeq and is a predicted model, not a curated record. The transcript has 2 exons. The coding region runs from base 53 to 316 and encodes 87 amino acids.